UGUGUAAAUAAGCCCUUUUAUUGCUGCUGCAAAGAUCAAAAUCAAUUCUAAAAGAAAUCGAAAAAGAAAAAUCACUAUAUUAUAUAUGAGGUGAUAAUAAAUUUUUUUAAUUUUUAGAACGCAAAUCUUAUAAUUUGUCUACGGCAUGCUAACAUGCUACUUUUACGUUUUUUCUAUAAAACAUGGUUCAAGCACGUGUAGUUUAUCCUAAGUUUGUAUCGAUAAUUGGAUGUAAAAUUUUAAGAAAUACGUAAUCAAUUCACAAAUGACCGAUCUUGUAGAAUGGUCCAAAAGAGAAAUUGUUUCGCUGUUGGAUCAGAAGGUCAUAACGGUGAUCGUAUAAUUUAUAAUUUGUAGUGAAUUAAUACCUUAGCGUGUACUGUGAAUCACUUUUUAUAUUUAUCUGAUUUCUUCUCCAAAAAUGUUAUUGGACUUCUAUGAAUGCCUUUAGAUGGAAUUAAGGUUUUCCAAUGGAUCAACGAGUUGGCUCAUCCCGAGACCCGCGAAGCUGCUUUGCUAGAAUUGAGCAAAAAACGGGAAACUGUUACAGAUCUUGCACCGAUGUUAUGGCAUAGUUUCGGUACAAUAGCCGCACUAUUACAAGAGAUCAUUAAUAUUUAUCCAUCAAUUAAUCCUGCCACAUUAACUGCUCAUCAAUCGAAUCGUGUCUGUAAUGCUUUGGCAUUAUUACAAUGUGUUGCCUCGCAUCCCGAUACUCGUACCGUAUUUUUGCAGGCACAAAUUCCAUUGUUUCUGUAUCCAUUUUUGCAAACCACCUCAAAAACCCGACCUUUCGAAUAUCUUAGGUUAACGAGUCUGGGUGUGAUCGGUGCGCUCGUUAAGACUGAUGAACAGGAAGUGAUAACUUUCCUAUUGACCACUGAAAUCAUUCCUCUAUGCUUACGCAUUAUGGAAUUUGGUUCGGAAUUAAGUAAAACGGUUGCCACAUUUAUAUUGCAAAAAAUUCUGUUGGAUGAAAGUGGCCUUUCGCAUAUUUGUCAGACAUAUGAGAGAUUUUCGCAUGUAGCUAUUAUACUGGGUAAAAUGGUGAUACAAUUAGCUAAAGAGCCUUCAGCACGUUUGCUUAAGCAUGUAGUACGUUGUUAUUUACGAUUAUCAGACAAUCCAAGAGCUCGUGAGGCUUUAAGACAAUGUCUUCCGGAUCAAUUGCGUGAUGCAACGUUUUCAGUGUGCCUACAAGAUGAUAAGUCUACUAAACAUUGGUUACAAUUAUUAAUAAAAAAUUUAGAAUUGGCUGCUGUACAACCCACAGAUCCACGUCAAAUGGGCAUGUCUCCUUUAACUUCGCAAUUGCAUCGACUCGAUCUACUUGCCUUUUGUUUUCCUUUCCCGUUACGGGAUUUCGAUCAAAAUUAAAAAUGAUCCAAAAGCAAAAUUAUAAAAUUCCAAAUACUUAUAUGUGAUUUGAAAUGAAAGCAAAUUGAUUUGAUUGGAUGAUGGCCUAAAACAACAGACAUAUAGUAAAUGUGAACAGCAGGUUCAGAGAAGGAAACAACAUAGUGACAAAGAUUGUGUAAGCUAUGCCGCCGUAGCGGAAAAAGCGAUCAUAUAUAUAUGCACACAUACAUAAUAAUAAUAAAAACAGAGGAGACUGUCAAAAUAUAUAUGUUAAAGCAAA
Glossina fuscipes is the source of this 1639-nucleotide messenger RNA. It is a transcript of the gene Rcd-1, whose product is annotated as CCR4-NOT transcription complex subunit 9. The coding region runs from base 442 to 1377 and encodes 311 amino acids. NCBI's taxonomy places the organism in Eukaryota, Metazoa, Arthropoda, Insecta, Diptera, Glossinidae. Gene Ontology annotation, biological process: negative regulation of translation; mRNA catabolic process. Gene Ontology annotation, cellular component: CCR4-NOT complex; CCR4-NOT core complex; P-body. The record is from RefSeq and is a predicted model, not a curated record. The transcript has 6 exons.